AAAGGCGGAACUUGAUAUAUCGUCGAUGAUACCGUCAACGACUACACGCCACAAUGAAAUUGCCGCUACUGACGACGGUAACAACCCUACUACUUGUUCUGAUACUGACCGUUACUUGUCAAGAACAGCUAAUCGUCUGUCCGCCCGAUUACUGCCUCACAGUCAAAUGCGUGAGUGACGAAUCCUGUCCUAAAAACGAAACGUUGGUACCGACCUUCUGCGGAUGUUGUCGGAGAUGUGUCCCAAUCAUUGGUGAAGGUGGGAGAUGUAUUAUUUUCAACGGGGUACCGCCUACCUCCGCAUGCGACCGGAAUUUGACAUGUUGCAACGGCACCUGCGAAAAGACGUGCGGCGAAUAAAUACAAUUUUUUGGAAAUAAAUAGAAAUAUUUAGAGUACAACUGUUAAAUGGAAUAAAUAAAGUUUAAAUGUUU
This is a messenger RNA of Cylas formicarius (sweet potato weevil), 433 nucleotides long. Its product is annotated as fungal protease inhibitor-1-like. Bases 54 to 359 code for a protein of 101 amino acids. The record is from RefSeq and is a predicted model, not a curated record. The transcript has 2 exons. NCBI's taxonomy places the organism in Eukaryota, Metazoa, Arthropoda, Insecta, Coleoptera, Brentidae.